ACUGCUUCACACACUUUGACACAAUAAUUCUCACAUUUUUUUCUCAUUUUUUUUCUUCUCCGUGUGUGAAAUUGCCAAGGCGAAAUAGAUUACAGAGUGUGGCUGGUUGUAGAUGAGGAGCCUACUGCUGCAGCAGCUGCUGCUGCUGCUCGCGGCGGCGGUGGCGGCGGCGGCGCUGUCGCCGGACGGGGUGGCGCUGCUGGCGUUCAAGACGGCGGUGACGGAUGACCCGUCCGGGGCGCUGUCCGGGUGGUCCGACGCCGACGCCGACCCGUGCCGGUGGGCCGGGGUGACGUGCGCCAACACGUCGUCGUCGGGCGCCCGCGUCGUCGGCGUCGCCGUCGCCGGGAAGAACCUGUCCGGGUACGUGCCGUCCGUGCUCGGCUCGCUCGCGUUCCUCCGCCGGCUCAACCUUCACGGGAACCGGCUGUCCGGCACCGUCCCGCCGGCGCUGGCGAAUGCCACCUCGCUGCGCUCGCUGUUCCUCUACGGGAACAGCCUCACCGGCGGCCUCCCGCCGGAGCUCUGCGACCUGCCGCGGCUGCAGAACCUUGACCUGUCGGACAACUCGCUCAGCGGCGCGCUGCCGCCGGAGCUCGGGCGGUGCAAGCAGCUGCAGCGGCUGAUGCUCUCCGGUAACGGCCUCUCCGGCGAGAUACCGGCCACCGUCUGGCCGGAGAUGGUCAGCCUGCAGCUGCUCGACCUCUCGUCCAAUUCGCUCACCGGCGCCAUUCCACCGGAGCUCGGGAAGCUCGCCGCGCUCGCCGGCACGCUCAACCUCUCCAGGAACCACCUCUCCGGCGGGGUGCCACCGGAGCUUGGACACCUCCCGGCGACCGUCACGCUCGACCUCCGCUUCAAUAACCUCUCCGGCGAGAUCCCGCAGUCCGGGUCGCUCGCCAGCCAGGGCCCCACCGCCUUCCUCAACAACCCCGGCCUCUGCGGCUUCCCGCUCCAGGUCCCCUGCCGCGCUGCGGCGCCGUCGUCUUCCUCCCCGCCGCCGCCGUCCGCCGCCGGCUCCCUCACCGGCGCCGGCGGGCCCCGCCAGCCGAUAAAGACCAGCCUCAUCGUGCUCAUCUCGGUCGCCGACGCCGCAGGCGUGGCGCUCAUCGGCGUCAUCGUGGUGUACAUCUACUGGAAGCUCCGCGACCGCCGCGGCGACGGCGGCGGCGACGACGACGAGGAGGAAGGGAAGGGCCUCUUCCCCUGCCCGUGCAUGCGCGCCGACGACUCGUCGGACGGCUCGGACGGCGACGGCGACGCCAAGUGCAACAGUGGCGGCGGGGGCGGCGGCGAGGAAGGGGAGCUGGUGGCGAUCGACAAGGGGUUCCGGAUGGAGCUGGACGAGCUGCUGCGGUCGUCGGCGUACGUGCUGGGCAAGGGCGGGAAGGGGAUCGUGUACAAGGUGGUGGUGGGCAACGGCACGACGCCGGUGGCCGUGCGCAGGCUCGGCGGCGGCGCGGCGGCGCCGGAGAGGUACAAGGAGUUCGCGGCGGAGGCCGGCGCCAUCGGGCGCGUCCGCCACGCGAACGUGGUGCGGCUCCGCGCGUACUACUGGUCCGCCGACGAGAAGCUCGUCGUCACCGACUUCGUCAACAACGGCAACCUCGCCACGGCGCUCCGCGGGCGAUCGGGGCAGGCGAGCACGCUGUCGUGGUCGGUGCGGCUGCGGAUCGCCAAGGGCGCGGCGCGCGGCCUGGCGCACCUCCACGAGUGCAGCCCGCGGCGGUUCGUCCACGGCGAGGUCAAGCCCUCCAACAUCCUCCUCGACGCCGACUACAACGCGCUCCUCGCCGACUUCGGCCUCGCCCGCCUCCUCGCCAUCGUCGGCUGCGCCGACCCCUCCUCCGCCUCCGCCGCUGGUGGCAUCAUGGGCUGCGCGCUCCCACCUCCCUACGCCAAGCCCCCCGCCGCGACGGACCGGGGCCCCAGCGCCGCCUACCGCGCCCCAGAGGCCCGCGGCACCGGUGUCGGCGCGCGGCCGAGCCAGAAGUCCGACGUCUACUCGUUCGGCGUCGUGCUGCUCGAGCUGCUCACCGGCCGCCCCCCGGAGCACGGCGCCUCGCCGUCGGCGUCGGCGUCGGCCUCCUCAUCCGCGUCGUUCCCCGGGACGGCCGCCGCCGCCGCCGACCAGGCGCAGCAGGUAGCGGCGCCGGAGCUCGUGAGGUGGGUUCAGCGGGGGUUCGAGGACGCGCGGCCGCUGUCGGAGCUGGCCGACGCGGCGGUGCUGCGCGACGCCGGCGCGAGGAAGGAGGUGGUGGCGGCGUUCCACGUGGCGCUCGGCUGCGUGGAGGCGGAGCCGGAGCGGCGGCCGCGCAUGAAGGCCGUCGCCGACAGCCUCGACAAGAUUGGGUCGUGAGGAAGGAAGGCCGCCCGGAGCUGAGGGGGAUUUGAUUGGUUCCUCUAUAUAUAUUUUUUAUUUUUUUCUUAUUUUUUUCUGUUUUGUUUUUUUUUUACUUUAUUUUUUUCUUCCUUUUGCGCCAUUGUAAUUUCUGAAAAUGCAAUUGUUGUAGUAUAAUAUAGAAUGAGAACAAGUUUAUAUUUUUUAUCUGUGAAAUAGGUACCUGGGUACGAG
This is a messenger RNA of Oryza brachyantha (malo sina), 2575 nucleotides long. Its product is annotated as receptor protein kinase-like protein ZAR1. Gene Ontology annotation, biological process: protein phosphorylation. NCBI's taxonomy places the organism in Eukaryota, Viridiplantae, Streptophyta, Magnoliopsida, Poales, Poaceae. The transcript is spliced from 2 exons. The record is from RefSeq and is a predicted model, not a curated record. Gene Ontology annotation, molecular function: ATP binding; protein binding; protein kinase activity. The coding region runs from base 113 to 2359 and encodes 748 amino acids.